Messenger RNA from Temnothorax curvispinosus, 1524 nucleotides. RefSeq lists its product as uncharacterized. The transcript is spliced from 3 exons. Gene Ontology annotation, molecular function: protein binding. NCBI's taxonomy places the organism in Eukaryota, Metazoa, Arthropoda, Insecta, Hymenoptera, Formicidae. The record is from RefSeq and is a predicted model, not a curated record. Bases 85 to 591 code for a protein of 168 amino acids.
UUAAUACCAAGAAACGAGACACGAUUACGAUUUCGCAGGUGUACCUUUCAGAUUCCAGGUGAAGCGAUCCCCACGUGCGUGAGUAUGCGACGGGAUAAUUGGGUUUGCGUCGGGGACACCAAGGCGAAGUUGCACAUGCUAAAUCCAAAGAACAAUUUAGAGCUAGUGAAAUCUUAUUCCACCGAGCAUACGCGAGAAAUAACGGGGGUGUAUCUGUCGCGCGGAUGCCUGAUAACGAGUUCCUAUGACGGCACCGUCAGAAUUUCGAGCCCUACGGAUCCGCCAAGGUGCAUCGCUACUUUAGUCCAUUGUACCGAACCAGGAACCUUCAACCGAAUGGAAUCUUUUUUCGAGCAUCCGUAUAACAUGCUCGAUAUGACGCAAUCUGUCUGUUCGAAGUACGGAGGAUGCCUGAGACCCUUAAACGGCACAGACAGACGCCAUCCAAUUUCAGAUUGGACGGCACAGAGUCGUAUGGUAUGCGUUUUUUUCCCUUCAGAGAUGAACGCAAAAAUCUUCAGCAUGGACUACUUGAAUGAUACUCUCGCAGUAUCCGGCCAGGGUAUCGAGAUAUGGCGCCCGAAAAAUUGACGUGUUCGACGAAAAAUUUCUAUACGUGUUCUAUAGCUAUUCUACAGCUGUAUUUCUUCGAUAUGUAAUGUAUGUUCUUAGUUUUUACAAAGAUACUGUCUGGAUGCGUCUCUUUAAUGUACAAUGUAAUAUAACGUCCCGCGAAAUUAGAAGUACAUAAUGGCUGGAUUCGAGGAGCGCGCUAUUAGCGUUAUUUGCUUAUUCUAUCCUUGUUUUACAUCUAAUAAGCGAUAAAGACAGAAUGAUGCAAUAGCGCUAAUAGCGCGCUCCUCGAAUGCAGCCCUUGUGCGUUGCGACGUCAUCACCUGCGCUCCGAGGUAGAGCGCGAAAUGCUCGCAGUACUCAUAGCACCAUAACGUCUUCCCUGAUCAUUGUGUGAGCAUCUACUUUUGUCUCACUCAACUUGCACAAGUGCACGUGUUGUUUUCAGUUGACUUUAACCGUAUCGACCUCAAUACUAGAAAUGUAAUAAAUAUAUAUGUAAUAUAUUGAAUAAUUGUUAUUAAAUGAAAAUUAUUUCACGUUAUCGUCUGUAAUUUAUAUAAUAUUACAUUUACAUACUGUGGGAAGAAUGAACAAUAUAAGAUACGAAUAUUAUAUAUACUAUCUUGUACUAUAGUCGUACAUCUUUACUGCUCGUAAAAUGGCAAAGAAUACAAUUGCACGUACAUAUUGUAUGAUAGAAUAAAACAACAAUUAUAUAUCCCUCUCUUAUACUUGCCGCGCACAACAAAAAUCAUUUGAGGAGAUUGCAACCGUGGAUACCACUCAGCUUCCCGAAUUAGCGUUUGCAUCUAGCACGACAGUGAGCUCCCCGAACGCACAUUGUUGAGCGUUAAUUAUUUUUUUGGACAAAAUUUCAGAUAUUCCUGCAUAUAUGUUCCUUCCUAGACGCGUCGACACUAGUACACGGUUUGAGCUUAGUGUGCAAAC